Molecule: messenger RNA, 543 nt
Organism: Lolium perenne
Lineage: Eukaryota; Viridiplantae; Streptophyta; Magnoliopsida; Poales; Poaceae
Product: dehydration-responsive element-binding protein 1H-like
Source: RefSeq, a predicted model, not a curated record
AUGGGUGCGAGGCUGCUUCGUUGGGUCCUGGCGCAGGCAGAGAUAGGGAGGAAGAGCAGGAGAAGCAGCGGGGAUGAGGUCACAGAGAAAUCCAUGGCGAGUGGUGCCAGGCCUCUUCUCGCUGUGCCGUCCGCUGUCGCCGACCUCGCCACCGUCCACGGUGCCGCCGUCGAGGCCGUCGAGGACUUCCAGCGCCGGGAGGCCGCCAGCGGCCCUCUCGCCGCCGAGGAGCCCAUCUCCAGCGAUUCUUCGGCAGCAUCCACGCAUGACAAUGGCGGUUCGUUGAGGACAUCGGAACCUCCCGCCCAUGGAGUGCUCGAUGACAGCGAUAUGUUCAGGCUUGACUUAUUCCGGGAAAUUGACCUGGGCUCGUACUACAUGAGCCUGGCGGAGGCCCUGCUCAAGGACCCGCCGCCGCUGGCCACCGCCAACAGCUCGUCCUGGGACAACGAAGACUGCGGCGACGGUGCAGCCGAUUUCUCGCUCUGGAGCUACUAUCUAGUGUCGAUAACUUUCCCCCGCAGAUUCUAUACUCUGCUUUGA